GAUUCCACGCGUUCAAUGGUGGACCCCGGCUGUACCUUGCCGUGAACUUGGCCAGGUACGAGAUCAUGGCCAUCUGCACCGCCGUCCUUCCGCGCUUCAAGGUCGACCGGGUGACCAAGGAGCUGGGGCAGACUGCCUCUUGGCCGCAGAUGUACCUGAAUUCAGUGACACUUCGUUGUGAAAGGCAUCCCGCAACCGUCCGCUGCAUCUACUGUAUAGUAUGGAGUUUCUCCAGCAGGUACUGCCUUGAUUGUACUUCGCAUUCGCAUGAAACUUGGCCCGCGUAACUGGAAACGAGAGGAAAGAUGACACCUCGUUUGAUGGAUAUCGUGUUCGGUUCGACAGCUGUUUGCGGCUCCUAAUAGAUAUUUACAAAGCGCGCUUAGAUGUCGCUUCCUGCGCCGAGCGACUUGGUAUAGAGCAGAGGAGGAUUUGAAUGAUCUCUCUGCACCUGGGAACGUGGGUCUGGG
Molecule: messenger RNA, 470 nt
Organism: Tilletiaria anomala UBC 951
Lineage: Eukaryota; Fungi; Basidiomycota; Exobasidiomycetes; Georgefischeriales; Tilletiariaceae
Exons: 1
Coding region: 66-287 (73 amino acids)
Source: RefSeq, a predicted model, not a curated record